This is a messenger RNA of Terrapene triunguis (Three-toed box turtle), 5237 nucleotides long. It is a transcript of the gene KLHL12, whose product is annotated as kelch like family member 12. The transcript has 11 exons. The record is from RefSeq and is a predicted model, not a curated record. Bases 112 to 1806 code for a protein of 564 amino acids. Gene Ontology annotation, molecular function: protein binding. NCBI's taxonomy places the organism in Eukaryota, Metazoa, Chordata, Testudines, Emydidae.
UCCCCUCAGCCGAGCCGCCCGGCCCGGGGGCCGCCGUGACUCUCCCGGGCGCCCCCAGUGCUGGGAGAGCCCCGGCCAGGCGCCCGGGAGCUGCGCCCCUCCCGCGCCGCCAUGGCCCCCAAGGACAUCAUGACCAACUCCCACGCCAAGUCCAUCCUGAACGCCAUGAACGGCCUGCGGAAGAGCAGCACGCUCUGCGACGUGACUCUGCGCGUGGAGCAGAAAGACUUCGCCGCGCACCGCAUUGUGCUGGCGGCCUGCAGCGACUACUUCUGCGCCAUGUUCACUAGCGAGCUUUCAGAAAAAGAUAAACCAUAUGUGGAUAUCCAAGGGUUGACAGCCUCUACUAUGGAAAUCCUUCUGGACUUUGUGUAUACAGAAACGGUUCAUGUGACAGUAGAAAAUGUCCAGGAAUUGCUCCCAGCAGCAUGUCUGCUUCAGCUGAAAGGUGUGAAGCAGGCUUGUUGUGAGUUCUUGGAAAGCCAGCUGGAUCCGUCAAACUGUUUGGGCAUCCGAGAUUUUGCUGAGACACACAACUGCGUUGAUCUAAUGCAGGCAGCAGAGGUCUUCAGCCAGAAACACUUCCCAGAGGUGGUUCAGCAUGAAGAGUUCAUCCUCUUAAAUCAGGAAGAGGUGGAAAAGCUCAUCAAAUGUGAUGAAAUUCAGGUGGAUUCUGAAGAACCUGUUUUUGAGGCAGUUAUAAAUUGGGUGAAACACUCAAAAAAGGAACGGGAGGACUCCUUGCCAGAGCUGCUGCAGUACGUGCGCAUGCCGCUUCUUACCCCACGCUACAUCACAGAUGUCAUAGACACCGAGCCUUUUAUACGGUGCAGUUUGCAGUGCAGAGACCUUGUAGAUGAAGCUAAGAAAUUCCACCUAAGGCCUGAGCUCCGGAGUCAGAUGCAAGGACCCAGGACCAGAGCACGUCUAGGGGCUAACGAAGUUCUGUUAGUGAUUGGAGGCUUUGGCAGUCAGCAGUCACCUAUUGACGUGGUGGAAAAAUAUGACCCAAAGACCGAGGAGUGGAGUUUCUUGCCGAGCAUCACCCGUAAGAGGCGCUAUGUUGCCACGGUGUCCCUGCAUGAUCGGAUUUAUGUGAUUGGGGGAUACGACGGCCGCUCCCGUCUCAGCUCUGUGGAGUGCUUGGAUUAUACGUCGGAUGAGGAUGGCAUCUGGUACUCAGUGGCUCCAAUGAAUGUUCGUCGAGGCCUGGCAGGGGCCACUACCCUAGGAGAUAUGAUCUACGUUUCUGGUGGUUUUGAUGGAAGCCGGCGUCACACCAGUAUGGAAAGAUAUGACCCAAAUAUUGAUCAAUGGAGUAUGCUGGGAGACAUGCAAACAGCUCGGGAAGGAGCAGGACUGGUUGUAGCUAAUGGUGUUAUCUACUGCCUCGGUGGCUAUGAUGGGCUGAACAUCCUGAACUCUGUAGAGAGGUAUGACCCUCACACUGGACACUGGACAAAUGUCACCCCAAUGGCCACCAAGCGCUCAGGAGCAGGAGUAGCGUUGUUGAACGAUCACAUUUACGUUGUUGGUGGGUUUGAUGGGACAGCGCAUCUCUCCUCUGUGGAAGCCUAUAACGUUCGCACUGAUUCCUGGACUACUGUGACAAGUAUGACAACGCCUCGUUGCUACGUGGGUGCCACCAUGCUGAGGGGACGGCUGUAUGCAAUAGCUGGGUAUGAUGGCAACUCGCUGCUGAGCAGCAUUGAGUGCUACGAUCCCAUCAUUGACAGCUGGGAAGUGGUGACCUCACUGGGUACACAGCGUUGUGAUGCUGGUGUUUGUGUCCUUCGGGAGAAGUGACUUUGGAGAAGCCCAGGUGAGAGAAACUCCUUGAGAAGGACAGGCUGAAGGAGGAGAGUCUCACGUGAUUUGCAGGGACUGUUCCUGAUAGCUGGGGAUGCAGGGACUGCAGGCACUAGUGCAGCAUUCUUUGUGUGCUGCUUGAAAUACGUUGUGUGGACAAAGACAUCACCCCAGCAGCCACUUGAAAUCAAGAGCUCUGUGUGAAGCUAGAAAAAGGUACUUGGGUGGGUCAGGAGAAAUUGCAUCCUCUGCCAACCUGCCAUCCCAACAGCUAACUUUAUCAACACAGCAGAUAUGCUUGGAGCUUUGCCUGGUCAGACAGCCUAAUGAAUGUUUAGGAAGAUACGUACUUACAGCUGAUCUGACAGUCACCUCUGCACCUGCAGUCCUUGCAGGGUCACUGGGAGCUCUGAGCUGCCUGCGUGUUUGAGGGUGGAAUCCAAACUGUUCUUGAUGUGCCAGCUUCAGAUUCUCAUACAAACUAAAUGUUUAAAGCUAAGUGUUCCAUGUACCAAGUGCACUUCCAUGCAGAUGAUUGCCAGUGUGUGCUACACUGGAGCUACAUCUGCAGGUUAUACAUGGACCUGUGUACAAAGGACAGAAAUCGCACACUAAUGCUUUCAACUACUGAGACCCAGAUGCAGCGGGGGAGGAGAAGGGUCUGGCACUCCAGGUAAUAGUGGAGGAGGGAGAAGCAGAGAUUGGGGUGUUGGCAAGACUGCAGUAUCCCAGUCUGCCUACUGGAAACAGACUGGAAGAGGUGAGGAGAAUAAUGUGUUUAACAUGGUCGCAUUUUCUUCAAGAAGAUUGAUGGACUUGUCUUGGGAGUGAGAGCUUUUUCUGGCAGCAGAAACCUCACUCUGCUGCUCACCACAACCCUGUGAGUGUUUGUCAUCGUGCAGAACAGUGGAACCAGCGGAUUCCUUGGUGACUGAGACAUGGGAGGGUAGACAAGACUCAGGAUCAAUUUAGAACGUACAUGUACUACUGAAUAAGAACCAUUCCCUGCCUCGAGACACAAGGCAUCUAGAACUGGCACUUCAAACCCCUUUCAUGCCUUUACUCUCAGCUAUUUACUUCCUUGGCUCCUAACACCUCGUCUUCUCACACCCAUAAUGCUGUGUGCAAAACAUACAGUCCAAGCUCCACAGCUGAAGCUGCAAAUAAUGCAGCUUCAUCCAUUGGCUUGCUAGACUGUCCUCCCCUUCAGCCCAUCUUACAUCUUUGGUGCUCUCUGCUCAAGGAUCAGAAGCCUCAGUCACUCCUGCCAAGCCUCCCACAAUGUCUGGGUUUUGGGUGGUGCUGCUCUCUGUGUGUGCUAUUGAUUCUGUGCUUCAGGGAUGGAGUGGGACCAGGGACACAGUAGAAGGAGUUAAUGAUGCACUUUCAGCCAACACUCUGAAUUCCUCCAUUUGUUCCUAUCACAUGUUUUGUGUUUCAUUUCCUAUGUAUUUUUUUUAGUGAAAGUAUCAAAAAUAAAAUACCUGUAGGAGUUUGUUCUCUGCCCUCUAGUCAUGCAUUUAAGGGCUAUGUUGGGGAUACACCUGUAUGGUUGCCUUAAAAGACCCUCAUUAGACCAGUUAGUCAUUCAUGUUGAAGUUCUCUUUAGCUGUGACUUUUUGACCUGCAGUUUACAAGCCUGGGUGGGUGGUUCUUAAUAGAUGUGUCCUGUCCAUUGUGGUCAGUGUUACAAACAUCUUUUGGGGAUAGGAGGUCUAGAAGAAUUUGCUGCUGCCAAAUCGAUUUGAGGCCAAUUUAGGAGGAUUCAGGAAAGGAUUGGACAUUUAUGUGAUUCAUGGAACAUCCAAUCUAGAUGGAGAUAGCGAAAUGUGUUACUUUUGAGCUAGGGGUGAGGCACAGCUUGUUGUGUGUUGUAGAGCCUGAAAAUAGCAGCUCGUAUUUGCUUUCUUGCCAAUGGUGUAAUUGCAAAAUACCCUCAGUACCUCCCUCCCCACCCUCACCAAAUCCUUCAGUGAUCCUAGUCCUGGGUUGAGAGCGCUCUUGCAAUCCCCUAGCUUGUGACUUAGUCCCCUUCCAAACAUCCUCUCCUCAUGUUUUCUGGAUUUUAAACAUGCAGGUUUCCUGCAGUGCUGACCCUCUCUGCAUCAAGGGGAGAGCAGGGGUACUGGCUGGACCACUCUCUAGCCCUCUUCCUAAGCCAUGAGUAUAUGAGGAACUGCCUUGCUGAUGAAGUGUGAGCUCCCAUGUAGGAAUAAGAUCCAAACAGGAGCCCUAUCCAGUACUCACUGGGAAGCACUAACUAUUUCCAUAACUGCAUGCAGGACCCCAGAGCAGUAAAUAGGAAAUGGCCUAAGCCAAACCUCCUAUGGCAUGAGGAGAGAGACUUCUGAGAGUUCCCAGGUUAUAAUCACAGCAAAGGGGUGGUGGUCUACACUCGAAGCAUGCAGCAGCUCCUCUGACCUUUCUUGGGUCAGCUUCCAUGCAGAGGCCUUUUGUGCUGCUUUCUAACAUCAGGCCCCAGGCUUCCACCUCCAGUUUCCCUAUUGUCCAGCCACCCACCAGUGAUGGUGGUCAAUGCUUGGUUCUGCUGACUUCGUUCCAUUCCAAUGAAUGAAAUAACAGGGCCUAAACCAGGUUAUAGCAGGGCUUGGCCCUGUCCACAGUGCCAUGGGGACCUUUCUAGGAAGAGCUGUAUUGUAAAGGUUGUAUUUGCUGGAGGGGCAUGGCAUUGCUAAAUAUAUCACAAACAAAAGAAAUCCUAACAAUAAUCUAAGCUGAUUAGUGAUGGAGAUGGUAAAAUUGUAUAUAUUGAUUGAGAAAAGGCAGAAGUGCUCAAUAAAUAUUUCUUUUGUGUUUCGAAAGAAGCUAGAUGAUGUUUUCACACCUUACAGUGAUAAUGAAAUACUCUGUUCCAACAGCAACUAGGGAGGAUGUUAAACAGCAGCUGUUAAAGUUAAGUAUUCUUAAAUCAGCAAACUGGAUAACUUGCACCCAAGAGUUUUAAGAGAAUUGGCUGAGGAGUUCUCUUGACCACUGAUGUGGAAUUUUUAAAAUCUUGGACUGUUCCAGAAGUUUCAGAGGACUGCUUAAAAACAACAACAACAAAAAGGCAAUGUAGUAUCAGGGUUUUAAAAGGGUAAAUGGGACAACCCAGGUAACUCUAAUGUGGUUAGCCUAACAUCGAUCCCUGGUAAAAUAAUGGAAAAGCUGAGGUUGGAUGCAGUCAGUAAACAAUUAAAGAAUGGCAGCAUAAUUCAGGCCAUUCAGUAUGGUUUUGUGGAAAAUAGAUCUUGCCAAGCAAACCUGAUACUGCUUUUGGAUGAAAUUACAAAUUUGGUUGAUAAAGGUAAGUGUGAUAUAUUUAGACUCAUGUUUUUGACUGGCUACUGUAUGGAAUUCCGAUUUAAAAAUAGCACUGUACAAAAUCAAAGCAGCACAUACUAAAUGGAUUAAAAACUAGCUGGACA